AUGGAAAGUACAUUAUCUGCUUUCAUAGAUGCAAUAUAUAAUUCAAAACGACGAGAAUUUCUUGGUAGAGAUGGAGCUCGAUGGGAUAAAUUAAAAUGUGGAUUUUUCUGUACAAUGUUAACUAUUUUUAUGGCAUUAUCACCACGAGAUCGUCCACGUUAUCAUCCAGAAUCAUCAUGUUUAGGUUUUCGACCACAAUUAGAUAUAGAAAAAAAUCUUAUAUUAAUUGACAAAACUGCAUCUAGAAAUGAAUUAGAUCCUUAUGUUAAAAGUCUUAAUCAAUAUUUUCGAGUUUACUACUGGAAACACGAUAAUAUUGAUUUUAAUCAAACAAAAAAAUUUACAAUUUCUAAUCCUGGUGAUUGUACAGCUCAAAAUCAAUAUGGAUAUGCAAAUGGAAAACCAUGUAUAUUUGUUAAAAUGAAUAAAAUAGUUGGUUUUGUACCAAAACCAGAAAAUGGUCAUGAUAAUAACUGUGGUUCACUUGAAAUCAAAUGGUUUCCUUAUGAAGGUAAAAAAGAACGUCAAGAUGUAUAUCAAGCACCAUAUGUAUGGGUUCAAUUUAAUGAAGUUAAAUCAAAUGUAUUAAUCAAUGUUAUGUGUCGAAUAUUUGCUGCAAAUAUUAAUUUUGAUCGAAAAUCAUCUCGAGCUCUAACACGUUUUCAAAUAUACAUAAAAGAUAUAGCAAAAAGUAAAUUAUCAAGUAAAACAGGUGAAAUAUGA
Molecule: messenger RNA, 723 nt
Organism: Rotaria sp. Silwood1
Lineage: Eukaryota; Metazoa; Rotifera; Eurotatoria; Philodinida; Philodinidae
Source: the annotation of a GenBank genome assembly